UCUGGAAUUUCUCUCCGUUCUGCGAACCUAUAUAUAUAUUUAACCUUUAAUUUCAAACUCCCUCUCUCUGUGUAGCUUUCCGAUAAAAACUAAGUACCGAUUCUCCGAGUUUCCUACUGCUCACACACACACACAACCGAAAAAUCGUGGUACCGUAUCCCAAUUCGGAUCCGAAUAUGAAUACCCGUCUGACCUCGUGGAUCAUUCUCUCGGUUUCGCUGUUCGUUUUAGUCUUGGAAGCGAAAACCAUCGACCCCUACAAGGUUCUUGGGGUGGAGCGAAAUGCAGGUCAGCGUGAAAUUCAGAAAGCUUUCCACAAGCUCUCUCUUCAAUAUCACCCAGACAAGAACAAAAAUAAGGGUGCUCAAGAGAAGUUUGCUGAAAUUAAUAAUGCUUACGAUAUUUUAUCUGAUGAAGAAAAGAGAAAAAAUUAUGAUAUGUAUGGGGAUGAGAAGGGAAGUCCUGGAUUUGAUGCUGGCCAUCCUGGGGACAAUGGUAGAUAUACCUACUUCACGAGUGGUGGUGGACCGGGACAUGAUCAGUUUACUUUCAGACCAGAUGAAUGGCAGAGUAUGGGUGGGCAGGGAGGUUCCAAGUCAUUCUCAUUUUCCUUUGGUGGCUCUCGUGGUCCAGACUCAUUUGGUUUUGGUAUGGAUGAUAUUUUUUCCAACUUUUUUGGUGGUGGUAAUACCAAAGGUGGGAGUCGGUUUGGUGGUUUUAGUGGUUCGACUAGGUCUCAAUCUUCCCCUAGGAGCCCCCCGAAGAGCAUCAGAACCAUAAAUUCACAGGUCUUAGAAAAAGAAAUAGCUGACCAGGGAAUUACUUGGCUUUUGUUGUCUUACACACCCACAUUGAAGGGGAACCAACAUAUUGAAUCAAUCAUAGAGGAAGUUUCCAGCUCACUGCAGGGAGCAUUAAAGGUUGGAAGCAUAAAUUGUGAAACAGAACUGUCUUUCUGCAAGGACCUUAGCAUAUAUCCCCGCCGAGGACCCAGGGUGUUUGUGUAUUCAUAUAUACCGAGUGAGAAGGGUUCUCUAGUAGAGUACAAUGAUGAUUUGGCUGUGAAGAAUUUGAAAUCAUUUUGCCAAGAACACUUGCCAAGGUUUUCAAAACGAGUUAACCUGAAUCAUUUUGAAUUUCCCUCUUCGACCACAGAAAAAUUACCUAGGGUCAUGCUUCUUUCUACCAAAAAGGAUACACCCAUCAUAUGGCGAGUUCUCAGUGGGUUGUAUCACAAACGCUUCAUUUUCUAUGAUGCAGAGGUUCAUGAUGUUACUGAUCCAACUGUGAGAAAAUUGGGAGUUGAAGCACUUCCGGCUAUAGUUGGUUGGCUAUCAAAUGGGGAGAAGCAUGUCCUAAAAACAGGGAUCUCUGUGAAAGAUCUGAAAUCUGCAGUUGAUGAUCUUAGUAUGUUACUUGAUGGUUUUGAGAAAAAGAACAAGAAGGCAGGAGCCAGGAAGGCACAAACUAAUACGGCGGAGAAACAGAUUCCCCUGCUGACAGGAUCUAAUUUUGAUGCUCUAUGUGGAGAAUCAACUCCCGUUUGCAUUAUUGGUGCUUUCAGAUCUUCCAGAGGAAGGGAGAAGCUGGAAUCAAUCCUAUCUAUGGUUUCUCAGAAAUCACUAUCAAGGCGACAGAAGUCAGCCUUUGGCUCGAGGGAUUCCGUUUCCUACACUCUCAUGGAUGCCACCAAGCAGUCAGCAUUCCUAAAUGCAUUUGAUAAUGCAGGAUUUAAAUCAGCAGAUAUACUCUUGGUGGCCUACAAACCUCGGAAGAGGAAGUUUGCAGCUUUUGUUGGUGAAACGACGACAGAAGAAGUAGAGAGGUUUAUCAGCUCUGUUCUUAACGGGGACAUACAGUUUAAGGAGACACGACAGAAGCCAGUCGUCAAGUGAGGGAGCCAAUCAUAACAAACUUGGGACUAUUCGGUUUCUGAUUUCAUGUACAUAGCAGAGAGGUGAUAGCGACAUUAACCCGGGUACAACAAAAAUACAAGCCAUUUGGACUUUCGAAUCCCCUAUCAAUUUGGAAUUCGGACAGGGGAGUCUUAUAAAAAUUCUAAAUCCUCACAUUUGUUAGCCAGAUUGGGCAAUAAAAUUGCUCUGAUCUCUAUCCUUAGCUUAUAACAAAGAGGUGGAUUUCGAUUAGCACCAUUUGCCACCUCUAGUCGUCACUCAAGUAGAGAGGAGAUCAGUUUGAAGAUAUUUGCAUAGAGGGGUGGAAAAUCCUUGGCCCUGCAGAAGAAGUUUGUUACCGGAUGGUACUCUAAAAUUUAAUCAUUUUUUACUUCAUCAGUGGAAAUUUUUACCUUCUUUUUAAUGUUCGCACUCAGUUGAUCGAGAGAAUUAAAGAUGAAGAUAUUAAAAGUUUAA
Alnus glutinosa is the source of this 2372-nucleotide messenger RNA. Its product is annotated as dnaJ protein ERDJ3A. The coding region runs from base 177 to 1895 and encodes 572 amino acids. The transcript has 7 exons. NCBI's taxonomy places the organism in Eukaryota, Viridiplantae, Streptophyta, Magnoliopsida, Fagales, Betulaceae. The record is from RefSeq and is a predicted model, not a curated record.